AUGAGAAUCACAUUCCCGAGUGCGCUCGCAGCGCUGCUGCUCCUUGCCACGACGACACCGGUCUUGUCGCAUCCGGAACCCGUUACAACCGAAGUUCAACUCUCGUCGCGAGAGGCAUACCCAGUAGAAGCGCACGAUGCGCGCUCCCCCGUGGAAGGAUUUUUCGCCGAUAUAAAGGAGUUAUGGAAGAGGCGCGGAGGAGGCGGCAGUGGCGGCAGAGGCGGUAGUAGUUCAGGAAGCUCGUCGUCGGGAAGUAGUUCAAGUAGUUCCAGCAGUUCGGGAACAGGAAGUUCUGGCAGUAGUCGUGGUGGAACUGGAGGAACCGGAAGUACUGGAAGCACUGGAAGCAGUAGCUCUGCGAAUCGUGGCUCCUCCUCACCAAGCUCGAACAUCGGCGGAAGCACCAAAACUGGUUCAGGCGUGAGACCCAACUAUGGUGGAGGACGAUAUUACGGCGGUGGCGCAACCGCUCCUUAUGCCGCGGGGGGUCGCUCGCCCUUAGGACUUGCACCUGUCUUCCUCGGUGUAGGGUUGCUGGCUGUCCUUCCAGGCCUUUGGCUCUAUGGUGCAUAUUCAUAUCCAUAUCACCAUCCAUAUUCAUUCCACAAUCGCACUGCGCGCGCAAAUGCUACCACGACGACAUCGAGCUCAGCGAUCCCAACGGCUACGAAUGCGGCUCGCUCGGUGCUUCUAAAUGCUCGACAGGAUACUGGUGUCCAGCAGCAAAAGCCUGUUACAUGUCUCUGCGCUGCUUACGCAGUAUGUGGCUGUGACGACAACGACGACACUACUUUCCUCGAUGCCUUGAUUGGGGACGGCGACUACAACAAGUUGAACCAUACCCUGGUCACCGUUGCGGAUAUCAAUGGCACAAGCACUAUCAUCCUCAAUGGUACUUUGCCCAAUGGAACCACGGCUGCUGAUGGACAAGAUGAUGGACAAGAUAAUGAUACUUCGUCGGCGACGAGAAACAUCAUUAAUCUGUCUGGAUAUUGGGCUAUGAUUGCUUUGGUGGGAUGCAUGGUUUUCUUCGUAUAA
Venustampulla echinocandica is the source of this 1038-nucleotide messenger RNA. RefSeq lists its product as uncharacterized. The coding region runs from base 1 to 1038 and encodes 345 amino acids. The record is from RefSeq and is a predicted model, not a curated record. The transcript has 3 exons. Lineage: Eukaryota; Fungi; Ascomycota; Leotiomycetes; Helotiales; Pleuroascaceae.